This is a messenger RNA of Danio rerio (zebrafish), 3988 nucleotides long. RefSeq names its product nuclear receptor subfamily 3, group C, member 1 (glucocorticoid receptor) (gene nr3c1). NCBI's taxonomy places the organism in Eukaryota, Metazoa, Chordata, Actinopteri, Cypriniformes, Danionidae. The record is from RefSeq and is marked validated. Gene Ontology annotation, molecular function: nuclear cortisol receptor activity; core promoter sequence-specific DNA binding; DNA binding. Gene Ontology annotation, cellular component: spindle; mitochondrion; centrosome. Gene Ontology annotation, biological process: regulation of DNA-templated transcription; positive regulation of gene expression; nuclear receptor-mediated glucocorticoid signaling pathway.
AAUAACUCUGUACUGCCAAUAGGUCGCACUGCAUGUUGUAAACAGGGUCGCCGCGGACCUUUCUACUGUAAUCUCCAUUUUGAAUGUUUUUAUGGUUUAGGGUUUUGUGGCACGCCUCUUUUCUCAUGGCCGAAAACGAGCAAAUCGCCUGGAUUACCCAGAUGGUGUUAUGAAUUCGGACUAAAAACGCUGGACGCGAUCUGAAGUGCAAUCUACAUUACGCAGUUUGCGAUUUUUCUUGCUCGUCAGAAACGACCUCAGACUGCGGCGAAGGCUUUCAUGUUGUUGCUAAUCGCUCAGCAAAACAAUGUCAGAUGAUGCAACAAAUCAAAACAGGAACGUAAAUAUCAAAAGUAAUGCAAAAUGGAUCAAGGAGGACUGGAGAAUGGCAAAAAGCGAGAUGAGCGUUUAAAUACAUUGGAUUACAACAAACGAGCAACUGAGGGGAUAUUACCAAGAAGAAUACAAAGCACCAUGUCUGUGGCCCCUACAUCUAUGGUUCCUCAAGCCGGUCCAAUGAUGCAGCCAGUUUCUGGGGACAUUCCCAAUGGCCUGAGCAAUUCGCCCACUCUGGAGGAGCACACCAGCUCGGUGUCCUCCAUCUUUGGCGACGAUUCCGAACUCAAACUGCUUGGGAAGGAGCAGAGGGCCCUGCAACAGCAGACCUUGGUCCCCUUCACUUUGGGUGACAGUCUUUCAGGUCUGGAGGCCAGCAUUGCAGACCUUAACAACCCCUCUCCCUCAAUGGAUUCCCUGAUUGGUGGAGUCGAUCCCAAUCUUUUCCCCUUAAAAACAGAGGACUUUUCUCCCAUGAUUAAAGGCGAUAUGGACCUUGACCAAGAUUCCUUUGGACACAUUGGGAAAGAUGUUGAUGUUGGCAAUCAUAAGCUCUUUAGUGACAACACUCUGGACCUCCUGCAGGACUUUGAGCUGGAUGGAUCGCCAUCAGACUUCUACGUUGCUGACGAUGCGUUUCUCUCCACCAUAGGUGAAGAUGCUCUCCUUUCAGAGCUGCCGACAAAUUUAGACAGGGACUCGAAGGCUGCGGUUUCCGGGAGCAACACGCUCAAUGGCACAGCUUCUUCCAGCCUCAGCACAGCCAACACCAGCAUCUUGCCCAAUAUAAAGGUGGAGAAAGACUCUAUAAUCCAGCUGUGCACCCCAGGGGUCAUCAAACAGGAGAACACCGGUGCGAGCUAUUGUCAAGGAGGGCUCCACAGCACCCCCAUUAACAUAUGCGGGGUCACCACUUCAAGCGGACAGAGCUUCCUCUUUGGGAACAGCUCGCCCACAGCUGUCGUCGGUCUGCAGAAAGAUCAGAAGCCGGACUUUAACAUGUACACCCCUCUGACCUCUUCAGGAGAUGGUUGGAGCAGGAGCCAGGGCUUUGGGAAUGUCAGUGGAAUGCAGCAGAGGGCCAGUUUAUGCUUUUCCAAAAACUUCUCAAGCAGCCCCUAUUCCAGGCCUGAAGACAGCACUGCCACAUCGUCAGCUGGUGGAAAGACUGGCACACACAAGAUCUGUCUGGUUUGCUCAGAUGAGGCUUCUGGCUGCCAUUAUGGAGUUCUCACUUGCGGAAGCUGUAAAGUCUUCUUUAAAAGGGCUGUUGAAGGGCAACACAAUUACCUGUGUGCUGGGCGAAACGAUUGCAUCAUUGACAAAAUCCGCCGGAAGAACUGCCCUGCCUGUCGUUUCCGCAAAUGCCUCAUGGCAGGCAUGAACCUAGAGGCACGUAAAAGCAAGUCAAAGGCACGUCAAGCCGGAAAGGUAAUCCAGCAGCAGUCCAUUCCGGAGCGCAACCUUCCUCCACUGCCGGAGGCCCGCGCACUGGUGCCCAAACCAAUGCCUCAGCUGGUGCCCACUAUGCUAUCACUACUAAAGGCCAUUGAGCCAGACACCCUCUAUGCCGGAUAUGACAGCACUAUACCAGACACAUCCGUCCGCCUCAUGACUACGUUGAACAGGCUGGGUGGCCGGCAGGUCAUCUCUGCUGUCAAAUGGGCUAAAGCUCUGCCAGGGUUCCGGAACCUUCAUCUGGAUGAUCAGAUGACCCUCCUGCAGUGUUCCUGGCUGUUCAUCAUGUCUUUUGGACUGGGCUGGAGGUCCUACCAGCACUGUAACGGAAACAUGCUGUGUUUCGCUCCAGACCUGGUGAUCAAUGAAGAGAGGAUGAAGUUGCCCUACAUGAGUGAUCAGUGUGAACAGAUGUUGAAGAUCUCCAAUGAAUUUGUGCGACUGCAAGUGUCCACUGAGGAGUAUCUGUGCAUGAAAGUCCUUCUGCUCCUGAACACAGUGCCGAAGGAUGGGUUGAAGAGCCAGUCAGUGUUUGAUGAACUACGAAUGUCUUACAUUAAAGAAUUGGGCAAGGCUAUUGUGAAGAGAGAGGAGAACUCCAGCCAGAACUGGCAACGGUUCUAUCAGCUCACUAAGCUACUGGACUCCAUGCACGACUUGGUGGGUGGACUCCUGAACUUCUGCUUCUACACCUUUGUGAAUAAAUCUCUGAGCGUGGAGUUUCCCGAAAUGCUUGCAGAAAUCAUCAGCAACCAGUUACCAAAAUUCAAAGAUGGGAGUGUUAAACCGCUGCUCUUUCACCAGAAAUGAAUCUCCUCCCAACAGCAGGACACGAUGCCUUAAAUAUCCCCUCACUCCCCUCCACCCGACCCGAAACCGCAGAGUUUCAGAGAGAGCUGAGUGAGAGUGCUGAGGGGCUGCGACUGUAUGCAACCCAGCACAGAACUCCAUCAUUGACCACAAAAAAAGUGGAGUCAGAGGAAGAGACGGGUAAUUAGAGAUUAUAUAUAUAUAUAUAAAAAAAGAACUAACAAAAUGGCUGAACUGUUGAAAUGAUAUAAUCGUGAAUCACAUGGAUAGAUUAUCCCAUACAUGUCGUCUCAGGUGUUUGACUCCCAGCAUCAACUAGUAGUAAAAGAAAGCUAAUCUAAGUCUAAAGGUCACUUGCUAAGUAGAGUUCCACACGUCUUUUAUUUUUUGGAGCAGAUGCAGCACUUACAGUCCAGUAUGCUCGGAUUAUACACAGUAGUCACUUUUACUUCGAUCCCAAUAUCCUACUUUUUAACUUCAGAUGAUAACAGUUGAAAUAUUAAUCAUUUCAAUAAUAUGUACAGAGACUAUAAUGGCUUCAGCUUGGUUUGAAAAUGAAACACGUUUUUUUGUAUGACAUCAUAUCUACAGUUUUAAAACAACUCAUGUAAACAGAGUCUCAUAUAUACACAGAAAAGGGAAAAUAUGUGCCUUUUUUAGCUUGUUUCCUUUUAGCCGUUUUCUUGACUCGUCAUUGUGUUAGGAAUUCUUCUCAUAGUUGAUUGUACUUUUAUACCCACUUGCACUUGUAAUUUGAAAAAAAACAAAUGGCCGUGUUUUUUGGCAGCUCUGUAAUUGAGUAGUGUGAACUUCAAAAAAAAAAAAAUGAAAAAACCAACAAAAAAAAGUGAUCCUUACUGAUACGACAUGGAGGUGGAGUCCUGACGAUUAUUUUUAUGCUGAUUGGACGUCGGCCGAAAAAUGCAAAUCGAGCACUUUCACUCCUUGUAAAUGCUUUAAAGGGGCUGAUUUUAGUUAGUUCUACAGAAAGGCGUAUUCAUGUCUAAAGAAAGCCAUUUAUUAUUAAUUUCACCUGUUAAUUGAUAUAGGAAUUAUGCAAUGUGAAACAUGAGUUUGCUUUGUCUGUUUUGUUUUUAUGUGUUUGUUGUAAUUGUUCCUUUAUUGUCGCUGGCAUACGCCACAGUGUACAACCAAAACAAUGGAUGCAGAUUAUAGUACCUAAACACUCUGGAUUCAUACAGACAGAUAUGUUUUUUUUAAAUAGUCCUUUACAGUACAAUCACACUUAGCUACACCAAACAUCAACUCAGGCCCACUUCAUUAAUCUUCACGUAACUUCUAAAACUCUAUAGAUCCUGUAUGUUUUUGUUUUGUUUUGUUUUUUUAAUCGGGGUCAGACUAAUUCAUUAAACUAACCUUGACC